AUGUUACAGAAGGUGGAAUUACUACAGAUUCAGCAAAAUAUUCCAUAUUAUUGUUCAUUCCAUCGAAUGACACUAUUUAUUGAACAUUUGCUAGCAUUACUGCUGUUUAUAUCAACUUUUGAUAUCAGAGUGUUGAGUGAUGAAGUUACGCAGUUGCCUGUUAGCUUACGUACUGGUAAGUUGAAUCAGUUUCUUGGAUUUGCUACUCCACGUCCUCCGCAACCAUUCGAUGUAUUUAGCUCUGUAUGGGCGCCUUGGUCUGCGUGGUCAUUUUGCGUGAACAAUGUACGUGUACGUGUUCGUGCAUGUAAUACAGUUCGAGGGUUUUCCUGCUAUGGCAAAAAGCAAGAAUUUAUGGAAUGUGAAUUAAAGCCCAUACAGCGUGUUGUACGUAAUUAUGAUUAUGAAAUUGUUGAUCCAUGGGAGGAAGACAGACGAGAAGCCAUGAAACAGCUAUAUUCUCAAAAUUACGAUAUCGAAAAAACAUUUGAUUCGAAAAAAGCUUUCCACCCAAUGCUUCCGUUUCAUCGACGUGAACCAACGCCAGUAUUAUCGAAAAUUGUUCAGCAAAGCGCACCGUUAUUUUCACUACAGCAACAACUACUGUCCCAUCAACCUCAAAUCAGUAAGGCCCUGAGUUCAUUUGAACUGACCAUAAUAACAUUAGCGGUUCUAAAAGUAUAA
Molecule: messenger RNA, 684 nt
Organism: Thelazia callipaeda (thelaziosis nematode)
Lineage: Eukaryota; Metazoa; Nematoda; Chromadorea; Rhabditida; Thelaziidae
Source: the annotation of a GenBank genome assembly